AUGAGGACAGAACAGCAACUGGGCAAGGAUGAAUUUGAAAAAUAUUCUAGGAAGAAGGUAACAUGGAUUCAACUUCUGAACCUGAACAUAUCGCUGAAUACAACAUCUGCACAGCCCCUUAUUGCUGAUGGCAAGUCUAUCAUUAACAAAGCCAUUCGAAAGACAGAUCUGAAGGUUAAGUUGAUCAAAGUCCAAAAAAUAUGCUAUGUCUUUGAUGAAGAGGAACAACAGUUUCGCAGAGCAGGGGUUCUUGAGGACAACCUUACCUGUUAUGAAAUUCAUACAAAAUUUGCUUCUGGGUUAACAAGUGGAGAGCAGAGCAUCAGACGGUCUAUUUGUGGCCCCAAUGCUAUUGAAGUUGAUAUUGAGCCUAUCUGGAAAUUACUGUUCAAAGAGGUUUUAAACCCUUUCUAUGCCUUUGAGAUGUGUAGUUUGGCUCUUUGGUUAGCUGUAGGCUUCAUUGCAUAUUCCAUUGCUGUUAUUAUAAUGAGUCUUGCAUCCAUCAUUUUUACAGUACAUGAUCUCAGAAAGGAAUCUGUAAAGCUUCACAACCUGGUGGAAUCUAACAACAGUAUAAAGGUGACGAUACGGCAAAAAAAUGGAGAGUGUAAAGAAGUGGAAUCCCGAUGCUUGGUACCAGGCGAUGUCAUUGUACUUACUGGGAAGAAGUUUUUCCUUCCAUGUGAUGCUAUACUCAUAAGUGGAGGAUGCAUUGUGAAUGAAAGCAUGCUGACAGGGGAAAGUAUUCCUGUCUCUAAGACACCCCUUCCUCACAAUGAUCAUACAAUGCCAUGGAAGGUUCACAGUGGAGAAGACUUCAAAAGACAUGUACUUUUUUGUGGAACAGAAGUGAUUCAGACCAAAUCCUCUGGCCAGGGGCAAGUGAAGGCUGUCGUCCUUAGAACUGGAUUUAAUACAGCCAAAGGUGAUUUGGUUAGAUCUAUAUUGUAUCCAAAACCUAUGAAUUUUAAACUAUACAGAGAUGCCUUCAGGUUUCUUUUGGUCCUAGCAAGUGUUGCUGUAAUUGGAACAAUUUACACAGUGGCUGUCUUUGUUCUACAAGGGGAGUCUCCCACUGAAGUGUUAAUAAAAGCCCUGAUCAUUAUCACUACGGCUGUUCCUCCAGCAUUGUCAGCCGCCUUAUCUACAGGUAUUAUGUAUGCACAGCGGAGGCUCAAAACGAAGGGAAUUUUUUGCAUCAGUCCUCAAAGAAUAAAUGUGUGCGGCAGGUUGAACAUUGUAUGCUUUGAUAAGACUGGAACUUUGACGGAAGAUGGAUUGGAUUUAUGGGGAGUUCUUCCUUCCAAUGGAAAUAGUUUUCAGCAGGUACAUAGCUUCACAUCUGAUAAUACUUUGCCCUGGGGACCACUUCUUGGAGCAUUGACAAGUUGCCACUCAUUGGUUGCUAUUGAUGGAACAAUCCAAGGAGAUCCAUUGGAUUUGAAGAUGUUUGAAGCUACACACUGGGAAGUGGCACAGUCAACAGCAGAAAAUAACGAAGUGUCUUCAUCCUACCUCAUUGUUAAGCCAGGGAAAGAAAAAACUAUGGGUCCUCCAGAUGGACUAGCUAUUGUCCACCAGUUUCCAUUUUCUUCAAGCCUUCAGAGAAUGUCUGUAGUUACUCAAGAAGUGGGUCAGGAUACACGUUUUGUAUUUAUGAAAGGAGCUCCUGAGAUGGUGAUAAGGUUUUGCAAGGAAGAAAGUGUACCAAAAGGCUUUUCCCAAGAGCUUCAGUAUUACACAAUGAAAGGCUUUCGUGUUAUUGGCCUAGCCUACAAAACUUUGGAUAACAAGAUGGCAGCAGAUGGUAACUUUAUCAGGGAGGAUGUCGAAUCAGAUUUAGAAUUUCUUGGAUUGCUCAUAUUAGAGAACCGACUGAAACCAGAAACAAAACCUGUUUUGCAAGAGUUGAGCGCCGCCAACAUCAGGACAGUCAUGAUCACAGGGGACAACUUACAAACAGCUAUCACAGUGUCACGGACAUCUGGCUUAAUUCCAAUGGACAGCAAUGUCAUUCUUGUAGAAGCCGAGGAGCCAACUGGACAGAGUUCAGCAAAGAUUUCCUGGCAUACAGUAGAAGGAAUUGAUCAAAGUUCAGAAGAUGUACCAGUGUCAGUCAAUAUCGAUAUUGAUGGAACAAUUCUAGAAGAAGCCCAGGGAAACUAUCACUUUGCCAUGAGUGGAAAGACCUAUCAAGUCAUUCUGCAUCAUUUCCAGAGUUUACUACCAAAGCUUCUGGUAAAUGGAGCCAUCUUUGCUAGAAUGUCUCCGGGACAAAAAUCCAGUCUGAUCGAAGAAUUUCAAAAACUAGAUUACUAUGUCUGCAUGUGUGGCGAUGGAGCCAAUGAUUGUGGAGCAUUAAAAGUGGCCCAUGCUGGUAUAUCUCUUUCUGAACAAGAAGCGUCUGUUGCCUCUCCAUUCACGUCACAUACUCCUAACAUACAAUGCAUCCCACAGUUGAUCAAGGAAGGAAGAGCAGCCUUGGUAACAUCUUUCUGUGUAUUCAAAUACAUGACACUUUAUGCCAUGAUCCAGUUUGUUUGUCUACUGCUACUAUACUGGCAAAUAAACAUCCUUUCCAACUAUCAACUCCUUGUUCAAGAUGUGGCUGUGACUAUAGUUGUCUGCUUAACAAUGAGUUUAAACCAUGCAUACCCCAAACUAGCUCCAUACCGACCUCCAGCUCAGCUCAUAUCACCACCUCUCUUGCUGUCAGUUGUAUUGCACUCACUUUUCUCUAUAGCAAUACAAGUAUAUGGAUUCAUUGUUGUCCAACAGCACCCUUGGUACACAGAAAACCCUUACACCGCUUGCAUUUAUGGAAACAUCAGUCUUAUGAAUAUCAGCGAACUUGGUCUCAAUACGACUGAAAAUACACAAUCAAGCUUUUGGCUGAACAUGAGCCAUAAAAGCUAUGAGACGACAACCUUGUGGCUCCUGACAACUUUUCAUUGCAUAAUAGUGGCUUUUGUUUUCUCAAAAGGCAAGCCAUUUCGACAGCCAAUCUAUACCAAUUAUGCAUUUUCUGCUGUAUUGGCGGUCCAGGUGGGAGUCUGUAUUUUCCUGUUAUUUGCUGACAUACAGAGUAUAUACAUUGUAUUGGAGAUUGUGUGCACACCAACGUCUUGGAGAGUCACCAUUUUUAUUACCCUUGUUAUCACAGUUGUUGUCUCAGUCUUAGCAGAAGAUUUAAUCGUGGAGAACAGAAAGCUUUGGUUACUUAUAAAGAGAUUUUUCAACUAUAAAUCAAACAGUCAAUACCGAAAAAUUAUCAGAGCAGUUGAGGUGGAUCAAACCUGGCCACCUAUUAACAAAACGUACUGUACAAAACCUGUCAUCAGACAUACGAAUAAGAAAAGUGAAGUCUAUAGCAACCCAGCCUAUGAACACUAUGAAACGAUCAAGUAAUUACAUGAACCAUGGAAUGUACCAUCAAGUUACAAAUGGCUCACCUACCAUGCCCAGUCUGAGGGCACUGGCGCAUAACUAGUUAGGCUAAAUUCAUAAUUUAGCUUUAUAGAUCAUCAUAAAGAUAUUAUAGAUAUCAAGACUUUAAAACAUCUACUGUUACAUGAUCUAUUAUUUUAAGAUUUCCCAAUAGACAUUUCCCAAUAGACAACUCUUGACUAAAGUAUGUAUAACUAUAUGUUGACAUAAAAUAUACAGCUACGUAUCAUGACAGAAAAAAACUGUCUUUUAUGUGAUCUACGACAUGAAA
Messenger RNA from Hyla sarda, 3718 nucleotides. RefSeq names its product probable cation-transporting ATPase 13A4. The record is from RefSeq and is a predicted model, not a curated record. NCBI's taxonomy places the organism in Eukaryota, Metazoa, Chordata, Amphibia, Anura, Hylidae. Gene Ontology annotation, molecular function: ATP hydrolysis activity; ATP binding; polyamine transmembrane transporter activity. Bases 1 to 3408 code for a protein of 1135 amino acids. Gene Ontology annotation, cellular component: late endosome membrane. Gene Ontology annotation, biological process: polyamine transmembrane transport; intracellular calcium ion homeostasis. The transcript is spliced from 29 exons.